Thunnus maccoyii (southern bluefin tuna) is the source of this 2820-nucleotide messenger RNA. RefSeq names its product forkhead box I2 (gene foxi2). Gene Ontology annotation, molecular function: DNA-binding transcription factor activity, RNA polymerase II-specific; RNA polymerase II cis-regulatory region sequence-specific DNA binding. The record is from RefSeq and is a predicted model, not a curated record. Gene Ontology annotation, biological process: cell differentiation; anatomical structure morphogenesis; regulation of transcription by RNA polymerase II. The transcript has 2 exons. NCBI's taxonomy places the organism in Eukaryota, Metazoa, Chordata, Actinopteri, Scombriformes, Scombridae. The coding region runs from base 161 to 1372 and encodes 403 amino acids.
UAUCUGGUGCCUGGAUGUGGCUGCUGUCAAGGAUUUAUACUAUUGAAACUCCCCAAACUCCUCCAUCCUCCUUGACACUUGUUGCGGCUGUCUGCGCACCACCGGGAGAAGCCACCUGAACCGCUUCAACAUUUCCUUUUGGGAUUUCCCGCGGGGAGUGAUGAACUCCAUCGAUCCUGAGUCCCAUCACCAGCACCACCAGCACCACCACCACACCUCCCCUACCGUCGGCUCUCUCCCACCUAAAGGCGCCCAGGAGGCCCCGGACAUGGCAGCUGUCUACUGCGACAACUUCAGCAGCAUGUACCACCAGCAGAGCCUCCAGGGCGCACAGAGACCCGCCGGCUACGGCCUCGGAGAUUACGCAUCGUCUCCAAACCCGUACCUGUGGCUCAACGGGCCGGGCGUCAACUCCUCCGCUUCCUACCUGCACGGCAACAACCCGGCGUCGUUCAUCCCGCCCUCCUACGGCUCGCAGCGGCAGUUCAUCACAAACUCACCUGGCUUCGGCGGGCCCGACCUUGGCUGGCUGUCCAUCGCCAGCCAGGAGGAGCUGCUGAAGCUGGUCCGUCCACCUUACUCCUACUCUGCCCUCAUCGCCAUGGCCAUCCAGAAUGCGCACGAGAAGAAGCUGACCCUGAGCCAGAUUUACCAGUACGUCGCCGAUAACUUCCCCUUUUAUAAGAAGAGCAAAGCCGGCUGGCAGAACUCGAUCCGGCACAACCUGUCUCUGAACGACUGCUUCAAGAAAGUGCCGAGGGACGAGGACGAUCCAGGAAAAGGAAACUACUGGACGUUGGACCCAAACUGUGAAAAGAUGUUUGACAACGGAAACUUUCGCAGGAAAAGGAAAAGGCGGUCAGAUCCGAGCAGCGCGGGCGGAGCGGCGGUGGCGGCGGCGGCGGGGGCCACAAAGGUUGAGGAUGGCAGGCCUGCGAUGGCGGCCUCGCUGAAGCCCUCAGACAGCCCUCAGCUCAUGGGGCCGUCCUCGCCGGAGAUGGAGGCGAUGAGCGAGAACCACAAGAGUUCAACGGCGUCAUCGUCACCACCCGGACUGGCCUCGGCCGCUCCUUGUUUUAAUAACUUUUACAGCAGCAUGUCGACGCUCAGCUCGGGGGCCCCCAGCCGGCAGGGCUCACUGGGACUUGUGAACGAGCUGUCGAACAGGAACAUUACGGCCCUGAGCCCCUACCACCCCAACCACGGCGGGCAGGACACGGGAGCGUCAGAGCACGGUGAGGGCUUGCAUUUCAACCGUGGAGUGUACUACAACACGUUUGGCAGCGGGCAGAGCGGACAGUUCAACAGCCACUUCUACAACAGCUUCAGUGUCAACAGUUUGAUUUACCCCAGGGAAGGGACAGAGCUAUAGGAGCUGCUUGACCACAACUUCACACUGUUUUAGGGACUUGAUGCUAUGUGAAUCCCACUGAAAAAAACACACACACACACACAUGCAUACAUGCGUUUCAGCAGAGAGGUCAGUGUGCAGGCUGGGUAGCAGCGUCCUCUCUGCAUCACAACACUCCCUUCACUGAUCUGUACUCCGGAGAGAUUAGAGAACAUAAAGUAUUUUAGUUACGCUUGAUUUAAGUUGACAAGCACUCAAGCAGUCUCAAACUGUGGAAACAUCAGCCGUCAAACAAAAAAAUGAGCACUUAUCUUUUUUUUUCCUUUUUUAUUAAGCUCCUAUUUUACUCUUAAGGAUAAAAAAUAUACUUGCAAAGUAAGACAACAUCUUUUCUGAUAUUUUAAACAUCUCUUUUACAUUUUUUUUUGGCAGUUUCAACAGAAACCUUCCGUACUCUUGUAGUCAAAGCCACUCUUGUCUUGUUUAAGAUAUAAAUGUAUGUUUGAUAUUUUUGCCAGUUUUGCCAAAUCUAGCCCAUAUCUGUUUGGAGCGGCCAAAUUCUUACAGUUGAUUACAUACAGUAUGUCGACACUGUUCAUUCAUAAUCAACAACAAACCUGCCAAAGUUGCCUUUGUGAGACCGCCGUUACCUCAAAACAACAAUCACAUGAGAUGAGAUGAAAGCACCCUGUUUAUAAAGGGGUUACCUGUAUAUUAAGUUUCCAAAUGCAGUAAAUAUUUACAAUUGAUUUGAUACAAAUAUGAUCCGAGACGGGGCUUGCCUUAUUUUUAUAUCCUCCAUGUUGACUGAAACCACAGCACUAACGCUCGUGUAAAUACAUGUGGACUUUACAAAUGUGUAUUUUUGUAAAUUAUAAAAGAUAGUUUGUAACUAUUUAUGCUAUUUAUGCUAAUAGGCUUUUUUUUUUCUACUGUUGUCUGAACAUAGUUUGAUUAAAGCAAGAAGUGAAUGAUGUUAGCUUACAAAAAUGUGCCGAAAACAGUAUCACUAAAACCCAGAUGUCAUAAAUAUAUAUAUUAAAAACUAUAUGCUAUAUCAUGGUUUCUCUCAGGAUUCAAUGUGACAAUCAUUGAACGGCUUUUGUAUCUAUUAUUGUCUUUUUUUUUUUAAUCUUUAUACCAUACAUACAGCUUACAGGCAGUUUCAACUGUGACUAUUAAUAAAUAUCCUGUGGUCUCUAUUGUAUUGUCAUGCAUCUGUGUAUUCAGUGCUUUAUUAUGCAUUAUAAUUUGAAUGCAUACCCAUAGAUUUACUUUAAUACCAUAUUUAAUUACUUUUGCUCCAUUUCAAUUGAAUGCAGAUUCUUACCAUUUACUACAGUAACACUCCUACAUUAGUUAGUCUUGGUUCUGCAGGCUCUUUUCACUGUGUACAUAUUAGUUAAGGCUGCUGUUUUGCUAAAUGUAUGUGUUUUUUCAUAUAUAUUAGAUGAGUAUAUUCAGAAAUA